AUGGCGGCCUCAGUGAACGACAGAGAUAAUGGUAAUCCAGAAAUAUUCAACAUUGAUGCUAUGCCAUCUCCUACUUCAAAUAAGAAAUUAGGCCAGCUACCAGAUGACGUAAUUAAGCAGUUUUUUAUCAACGGGUAUGUCAUCGUAGAAAAUUUUUUCAAGCCAGAGGAACUGGAUCCAUGUAAAACUGCAAUAAAUGAUAUGUUGGAUGAAAUGGCACAACAGUUUUUAGCGAAAGGCAAAAUUAAAGAACUGUACAAAGAAUAUGGUUUUUACGAAAGGCUUUCCAUGAUUGAGCGUGACUUCCCAGGGGCAAAUAUAGUGUUACAUAAGCUUGGCAAACUUCCACAGGCUUUUAAAGACUUAUGGACAAAUGAACGCCUUUUGAACGUGGUUGAACAGUUAAUUGGUCCAGAUAUUGCUGGACAUCCGGUUUGGAAUCUUCGAACGAAGACUCCUCAGAACGAAGCAACUACUGUGCCGUGGCAUCAAGAUUCCGCCUAUCUGGAUAAUGACUCCUACAAGGUGUUACAACCAACAGCCUGGAUACCUCUUAUAGACGCUACAGAGCAAAAUGGAUGUAUGCAGGUGGCUCAUCGUGGUCACAAAACCGGAAAGGUUGCUACUCACCAGUGUUGCUAUGGAGGCACAUGGUAUGUUAUGCUUGAGGAGGACGAAAUGGCGAAAUCAUUAGAUGUAAACAUCGAGUCUGAUAUCAAGACGUGUCCUAUUCCAUACGGUGGCAUGCUACUAUUAAACAACAUGAUACCUCAUAGAAGCUUGCCAAAUCUUUCUAAGCAAAUUCGAUGGAGUUUGGACCUGCGCUGGCAAAAACCUUCGCUUCCGUUUGGAUUUUACAACAUGAAGGAAGGCAUUUUAAUGCGAACAUCUAAAGAUCCUAACUACAAAGCCAACUGGGAUGCAUUUGAAGGUGUCGAUCGCCAUGAUAAACAGAGGGAAUCGGUCAAGGACAUUCUUGAGCCGUCCAGUGAUCCUGAUUACGAUACCACAAUACAAGGACCAUGGAUGAAGAAAUGGGAAAUUGUUCACAUGAAUCAACAUACUGCUAAAUUAUCUGACGAGACUCUGAGCACUUGGCAUGGCCACAAAGCAUAACAAACACCAUAUAGUUUCAAAUUAAUGUUCAGUACACUAUAGGCCAAAUUUUUAAAAUCGAUCCUGAAUGAUGAUAUUGAAAAUGAUAAAUUUUGUGAUUUAAAGGUGCAUACGCUGGUUAAUAACAAUUAUUAUUAUCAUUAUUUUAAUUCAUCCUGAAUGAUAAUAUCUAAGAUAAUACAUUUUGUAAUGUAAAGGUGCUUGGGCUGAUUUUGUUUAAUGUUUUGUAUGUACCUGUACCUAUUAUUGAGAAAGUAUUAAAAAUUCGUGAAAUCAA
This is a messenger RNA of Ylistrum balloti, 1393 nucleotides long. RefSeq names its product phytanoyl-CoA dioxygenase domain-containing protein 1-like. The transcript has 9 exons. The record is from RefSeq and is a predicted model, not a curated record. Bases 1 to 1116 code for a protein of 371 amino acids. Lineage: Eukaryota; Metazoa; Mollusca; Bivalvia; Pectinida; Pectinidae.